AUGAUGAAUUACCAUCAACAUGUACCAAAAUCGGCUGAACAUCUUGUUCUACAAGAUCCCUUAUUGAACAAGAAGAAACAAAAGUGUCUUGGAAAUCGAAAAUUGUACAAUUUUACACUCAAGUGUCGAGCCAAAGGAAUGACUGAUCAUGCAAUUGAAAUGUUAUUGUUGCUUAAAAAAGCAAAUACAUUGGUUCAGGCAAAACUUCAAAAUACAUAUGAAGAUCCAAAGAAUGCCUCACCAUUAAUAAAUACGAUCAGUAACAUCCUCAACAUGUCAACAUUGAUCGGAAAUCAGAAUUGUACAAAUGAAUAUCAACAUACGGGUGGACAUUUAAAACUUGAUUCAACCAUUGAACCAUUUUUAUGUUCACAAUCAACAGAAAAAGGAAAAUGGCCUUCACCGUCAACUACAAGAUUUCCAAAGAGAUGCCAACGUUACAAUUUGUGUAAUGAUCACUGGAAACAAAUGUCAAAACUCAUACCAAAUUAUAAAAAAUUAUCACCUUAUCAAUUCAAAGACGCACUAAUGAAGGUCAUUCCUGCUUCUUCUCAACAUCAUAUUAAAGAAUGUUACGUUAAUGUGCCCAUGUUACAUUUCAUUCAACAGCGUACUGAACUUGUAUGUUCUAUUUUGCAAUUAAAAUUUGAACAGGAUUAUUGGAACUCUAUUGAUAAUUUAAUAAGUAUGCCUGUUGUGAUUUGGUUAUCAGAAGCUGGUAAAGAUGUUACGAAAAAAAAUUCUAUCAAUUGGGAUCAUACAAAAACAAAGUUCAAUAUUCAACGUCGACAAACAAUCAUUCAAAAUCGACUACAAGAAGCUGAACAUAGUUUAAAUUUUCAUCUACAACAAUCAUAUCCAUUCGAUUGUGACUUAAACAAUAAAACUGCUUUAGUUAGUUUUUUGAAUGUUAUCUCUCAUGGUGUUGUUACUCUCGCCGAAAAUAGCUUAUAUUAUUUCCGUACCAAUUUUAAACAGAAGAAAAUCUUAUUAGACUUUGAUAUUACUGAUGCACAUCUUGUCAAACUAUUUUACGACUUAAAUCCUACACAAGAACAGAUUUCGAGUGUUCAAAAGAUUUGGCGAGCUAAAGUUAAAUCUUGUAAACAAGCAAUUCGCCGAAAAAAGAAGUAUCAUUCAUCAUCAAUAAUGCACACAAUUUCAAUGAUAGAUCUUGAUCAAGAUCAACAAAAACAUUUACGUUCUGUACAAUCAUUUAUUACUCCAAUGCAAAAAAUUAUUGAAGCUCGUCUAACAAAUAUUGAAGAACGUACACAACAAUUAAUGAAAUUCGUUUAUACUAUUGAUGACAGUGUCUUCUUCUAA
This is a messenger RNA of Rotaria sp. Silwood1, 1326 nucleotides long. The record is from the annotation of a GenBank genome assembly. Lineage: Eukaryota; Metazoa; Rotifera; Eurotatoria; Philodinida; Philodinidae.